GGCUCCCGCUUCUAAGGCCUCGGAGCGUUUCGGGGUCCGUGUCCGCCACCGGCCCGACUUUUCUCCAGCGGAGGGACUGGUUGGUUCACGUUACGCCCGGGGGCGAGACCUAUGAGCGCUCAGGUGUCCUCGCCUCUGCUGUCUCAGCCCGCCCCUCUGUUAAAAGGCCAGCUCCUCUCGCUGAAAAGCAGAACGUUUCUGCCCACGGCUCUUGUUACGCAUGAUCCUGCUAGUCUAUGGGUCUCUGAGGGCAUGGCUUUGGCUACCAGUUUUUUUGUUUCUGAUUACUCUUGAGAAGUGCUCAAGUGGGAUUCAGCUUUCUCCUUUCUGCUAGGAGCUAAUUGGACCUCCGCAGCUGUUUUCUUUUCGCUCUUUUCUUUUUUUUAACCUAGUAACAGGGGAUAUAGGAUAAAGUUCUGGUCUCCAGAGCUUUGAAACUGGCAUAGCUUCUGGCUGGUGAGGCAGUUUACCAGUGCUUCUUCCAACCCGUGGAGGGUGCGAAAGAGAACCUAACAGUUCUUUACAUGUUCUGGGUAGGCAUGCAAGAUUAAAGAGGUAUUGAAGAUGAGCAUUCUUAGUUAUGCUGUUCUUUUACUUUGGAUUGUGGCCCUCAGAUGACUGCUAUCGUGGAGAAGGUGUUGCACUGGGAUUUAGUAGAGGAGGGUUCAACUUUAGAUUUUGCCGCCGACUAGUAAUACUCCUCUGGGCCUAUUACUUAAUCUCUCUGGCUUUCCUAUUUUUUCUCCGCAAAAUGGGAGUAUUAGAACAGAAGAUCCCUGAGGCUGGAAGACGAUCAACAGUGACAAUGACCGAGUGUACAAGCCUUCAGUUUGUCAGUCCUUUUGCUUUUGAGGCAAUGCAGAAGGUGGAUGUUGUUCGUUUGGCAUCUUUAAGUGAUCCAGAAUUGAGACUUCUCCUGCCCUGCUUGGUGCGGAUGGCACUUUGUGCCCCUGCUGACCAGAGCCAAAGCUGGGCUCAGGAUAAAAAACUCAUCCUUCGUCUUCUCUCUGGAGUGGAAGCUGUCAAUUCUAUUGUUGCACUGCUGUCUGUGGACUUUCAUGCUUUAGAACAGGAUGCCAGCAAAGAGCAACAGCUUAGGCAUAAACUUGGAGGAGGCAGUGGAGAGAGCAUCCUAGUAUCACAGCUUCAGCAUGGACUGACUUUAGAGUUUGAACACAGUGAUUCCCCUCGUCGAUUGCGUCUUGUGCUUAGUGAACUGUUGGCGAUUAUGAACAAGGUAUCUGAGUCCAGUGGAGAAUUUUUUUUUAAAUCAUCUGAGCUAUUUGAGAGUCCAGUCUACUUGGAGGAAGCCGCAGAUGUACUUUGUAUUUUACAAGCAGAGCUCCCUUCCCUGCUUCCUAUAGUUGAUGUAGCUGAAGCCUUGCUCCAUGUUAGAAAUGGUGCCUGGUUCUUGUGUCUGUUGGUGGCCAAUGUUCCUGAUAGUUUUAAUGAAGUUUGUAGGGGCCUGAUCAAAAACGGAGAACGACAAGAUGAAGAGAGUCUUGGAGGAAGGCGGAGGACGGAUGCUUUACGCUUCUUAUGUAAAAUGAAUCCUUCUCAGGCCCUGAAGGUCCGAGGCAUGGUGGUGGAAGAAUGUCACUUGCCAGGUCUCGGAGUGGCUUUGACAUUGGAUCAUACUAAAAAUGAAGCUAGUGAAGAUGGAGUGAGUGACUUGGUUUGUUUUGUUAGUGGUUUGCUUCUUGGAACAAAUGCGAAAGUCCGGACCUGGUUUGGAACUUUUAUCCGAAAUGGACAGCAGAGAAAAAGAGAGACCAGUAGUUCUGUCCUUUGGCAAAUGAGAAGGCAGCUUCUUCUGGAGUUGAUGGGCAUUCUUCCCACAGUAAGAAGUACCCGCAUUGUGGAAGAAGCUGAUGUGGAGCUGGAGCCCAAUGUGUCUGUGUAUUCGGGGCUGAAAGAAGAGCAUGUUGUGAAAGCCAGUGCACUCUUACGUCUGUACUGUGCUUUGAUGGGGAUCGCUGGACUCAAACCAACUGAGGAAGAAGCUGAGCAACUACUGCAGUUGAUGACAAGCCGUCCUCCUGCGACACCGGCUGGGGUUCGCUUCGUUUCACUCUCCUUUUGCAUGCUGCUGGCCUUUUCUACACUUGUCAGUACUCCUGAACAGGAGCAGCUGAUGGUAGUGUGGCUAAGCUGGAUGAUCAAAGAAGAGGCUUACUUUGAAAGUACUUCAGGCGUCUCUGCUUCUUUUGGAGAGAUGUUAUUAUUGGUCGCUAUGUACUUUCAUAGCAACCAGCUCAGUGCUAUCAUUGACUUGGUCUGUUCCACUUUGGGAAUGAAGAUUGUAAUUAAGCCAAGCUCCUUGAGCAGGAUGAAGACUGUCUUCACACAGGAAAUUUUUACUGAGCAGGUUGUCACAGCUCAUGCAGUUCGAGUCCCUGUCACCAGCAACCUGAGUGCCAAUAUUACUGGAUUUUUGCCUAUUCAUUGCAUUUACCAGCUUCUGAGGAGUCGUUCCUUCACCAAACACAAAGUAUCAAUAAAAGACUGGAUUUAUAGACAGCUCUGUGAAACCUCCAUUCCACUCCAUCCUCAGUUACUUCCUCUGAUUGACGUGUACAUAAAUUCUAUACUUACUCCUGCAUCUAAAUCUAAUCCAGAAGCCACAAAUCAGCCAGUCACAGAACAGGAGAUACUCAAUAUUUUCGAAGGAGUCACUGGGAAGCAGCCCUGUCUUAAAAACUGUGAGGUCGCUCAGUCGUGUCCAACUCUUUGUGACUCCAUGGACUAUAGCCUACAAGGCUCCUCCAUUCAUGGGAUUUUUCAGGGUGACAACAUCCGCCUUAAUCAGCGUUUCAGUAUCACAGCACAGCUCUUGGUGCUUUAUUAUAUUCUGUCUUACGAAGAAGCUCUCCUAGCAAAUGCCAAGACUUUAGCUGCCAUGCAAAGAAAACCCAAAUCAUAUUCAUCUUCUUUAAUGGAUCAGAUUCCUAUCAAAUUCCUUAUUCGACAGGCUCAAGGACUUCAGCAGGAGUUGGGAGGGUUGCAUUCUGCUUUACUUCGUCUCCUUGCAACCAAUUACCCACAUUUAUGCAUCGUGGAUGAUUGGAUCUGUGAAGAGGAAAUCACAGGGACGGACGCCCUGUUAAGGAGAAUGCUUCUGACUAAUAAUGCCAAAAACCACUCUCCUAAACAACUUCAAGAAGUUUUCCUUUUAGCAUUUUCAGCUGUCCCAGUAAGUCACACGCAAGUGAUGCAGAUUCUAGAACACUUGACUCUACUCUCUGCCAGUGAACUUAUACCAUAUGCAGAAGUAUUAACAUCCAAUAUGAAUCAGCUGUUGAAUUCAGGGGUUCCACGGCGAAUUCUUCAAACAGUCAAUAAACUCUGGAUGGUUCUGAAUACUGUGAUGCCUCGGAGGCUGUGGGUAAUGACAGUUAAUGCACUUCAACCAUCAAUAAAGUUUGUACGACAGCAAAAGUAUACUCAGAAUGACCUGAUGAUAGAUCCUCUCAUUGUGCUAAGAUGUGAUCAGAGGGUAUACAGAUGCCCCCCAUUGAUGGAUAUUACUCUGCACAUGUUGAAUGGAUAUCUUCUGGCAUCCAAAGCCUACCUUAGUGCUCAUCUGAAGGAAACAGCAGAGCAAGAUAGGCCUUCUCAGAAUAAUACGAUAGGUUUAAUUGGACAAACUGAUGGCCCAGAAGUUACCAGAGAAGAACUGAAAAAUGCAUUACUGGCUGCUCAGGAUAGUGCAGCUGUCCAGAUUCUCUUGGAGAUCUGCUUACCUACUGAAGAGGAGAAGGCAAAGGGGGUCAAUCCAGACAGCUUGCUAAGGAAUGUUCAAAGUGUUAUUACUGCCAGCACUCCAAAUAAGGGAACGGAGGAAGGAGAAGAUAAUUUGCUCUGUAACCUUCGAGAAGUUCAGUGCCUUAUCUGUUGCCUGUUGCACCAAAUGUACAUCGCGGAUCCCAACAUUGCUAAGCUUGUUCACUUUCAGGGUUAUCCCUGUGAACUUUUGCCUCUGACGGUCGCAGGUAUUCCAUCUAUGCAUAUCUGUCUGGAUUUCAUACCUGAGCUAAUUGCACAGCCAGAACUUGAAAAACAGAUAUUUGCUAUCCAGUUGCUUUCUCACUUGUGUAUCCAGUAUGCAUUACCAAAGUCACUGAAUGUGGCUCGCUUAGCUGUCAAUGUCAUGGGAACUUUGCUAACAGUUUUAACACAGGCUAAGCGAUAUGCUUUUUUCAUGCCAACUCUGCCAAGUUUGGUCUCUUUUUGUCGAGCAUUUCCUCCACUGUAUGAAGAUAUUAUGUCUUUGCUGAUCCAAAUAGGGCAAGUUUGUGCCUCUGAUGUUGCCACUCAGACAAGAGACAUUGAUCCAAUUAUUACACGUCUUCAACAAAUAAAGGAGAAACCAGGUGGAUGGUCUGGUAUCAGUAAAGAUCCAUCUUAUAAAAAUGGACCUAGGGACACUGGAAGCAUGGAUCCUGAUGUACAGCUCUGUCAUUGUAUUGAAAGCACAGUAAUUGAAAUAAUAAACAUGAGUGUUAGUGGAAUUUAACAAAGAACAAACUUAAAACUAAAAAAUGAAGCUGUUUGCUGCAUAUACCCAACACGAACAUGCAUCUUAUAACAACUAAACUGAAUGGGAACAGAAGCAUCUUGGAAUCACUAAAAUGAUUAAAUUCACCAUGAAUACAGUUUAGAACUCUCUUGAGAAUUAUGCUUGCUUGUAUUUGAUUGGCAGUUCUUUGGAUCUACUUUGCUGGUAUGUUUUUUUGUAGCAAUUGAGCUUUUCUUUUUCUGUUGGCAGCGCAUUUAAGAAUCAUUACUGAAAAAGUGAAUAUGGUCUUGUAUUAAGCUUUUGAAGUGAAGAAAAACUGCCAUGCCUUUAAUUUAAUAUCUUAUUAAUAAGCCUGUGGUUAUUUAACCAUCAGCUAGUAACAGUACAGUGAUGCAGUGGUGAGAGAGAGAAAAAGGGAAGGGGGAAUUGAGGGAAAAUUAGGAGUUUUAAACAAUAGAAAUCUCUAAAACUUGCAAUGCAAGUAAUAAUAGUAAUGAAUGGAAUAGUAAUAGCAAGAUGGAAUUCCAAUUCUCAAGAAACAGUAUUGAGAAGGGCUUUAAAAUAGGCAAACAGCUUUUUGUAAAUGACUUCCAUGGACGUACAGAUGAGGAUUUAAAGAUUUUACAUAUUUGCUUCAAUUUUUACUAAUAUAUGAAGCCAUAUGUUUAAAGAGAUACUUGAAUAAUUUGGAAUUUUAAGAUACUGGCUUAAGAGUUUACAGAAACAUCUUUGUGUAGAGACUAACCUGAAAAGAGGUCUCAUUUAGUUUUUUUAAAGUUUAUUUUUAUAAUGGUCAGAGGGGGGAAAUCCAUUGGAAUCUCAUUGAAGUUUAGAGCAAUAAAACCCACUGGAUUAAAGAACUCUUGGUUUGAUUUCAGGACUAUAAUUCAUAUCAUAAUUUGAGAAGAUUUUGAACUAAUCUGUUGUGUUUGGACCUCAGGAAAAAUUAAAACAGGGAAAAUUCUGUGUUGUGGAAGGAUUUUGCAGUCCUGUUAAGUAAUGUCCAUUGAUUAGGUAGAUGCAUUCAGUUAAUCCAUAAUCCUCGUUUUUUUCCUUAAUGAAGUAUCCAGUGUAGAAGGUACUUCUCUUUGCUUUCUGAGAAAUACCUGAAUGAACCCCUCUUUCCCACCCGACUUGAAACAGACCUCUUCCCUUAUAAAAGAAAUAAGGAAGGCUAAUAAGAAAGUGUGGUUUUUAAGAAAAAAAAUUUAAUUUUAGUCUUUUCACUAGGAAAUAGUCACAUUUCAUUUUCCUUCUUUGUAAAAUGGGAUUACUACUGGCCCUACCUCAUAAGGGUAUUACAUAAGAACUAAUUUGUAUCUGUUUCGAAUCUCGAAGUGCACAGUAUCAUAGAUGAGAGUAUUUAUAACUUUUAUUAGAUGCUUAAAGUUCAAUUAAAUAAUUUUGAUGCAAAAAACAGGCAUACACUUAAAAACAAACUAAGAACUUCCAUAUUUUUAAACAAGGCAGUUUUAUAGUCUUUUAAGAUUCAAUACAACUGCUCCUAUUUGUUUCCUUUUGUUUAAACUGAGGUUUUGGAAUAUUUUGUGUGAGUAGGUAACCUCUAGGAGUCAGAAAAGGUUGAAAUAUGUUUUCUAACUAAAUGCAGUGCACAUUCCUGGAUCAAUUUUCAAAGACUGGUCAAAACCUGCUGUGUUAAAAAUAAUAACAUAUGCUGUUUUUCAUCAGGUUUGUUGAUGAUGUAAAUAAAAUAUGUAAAUAUUAGUAAAUGUUAAUAUUCAUGUAUUUUAAGUUAAGGUUAUAAAAUUUGUCACAAUGUGAUUUUUUUUAUUCAAGUGAAGAAAAGAUGUGUGCAGCUAUUUUGAAUAUUGGUUUAUAAACAUUCAUAUUCUUUAUUAAAUGAA
Molecule: messenger RNA, 6384 nt
Organism: Bubalus bubalis (water buffalo)
Lineage: Eukaryota; Metazoa; Chordata; Mammalia; Artiodactyla; Bovidae
Gene: INTS2
Product: integrator complex subunit 2
Exons: 26
Coding region: 581-4516 (1311 amino acids)
Biological process (GO): snRNA 3'-end processing
Cellular component (GO): integrator complex
Source: RefSeq, a predicted model, not a curated record